Carcharodon carcharias (great white shark) is the source of this 3529-nucleotide messenger RNA. It is a transcript of the gene gpr157, whose product is annotated as G protein-coupled receptor 157. Gene Ontology annotation, molecular function: G protein-coupled receptor activity. The transcript has 4 exons. Lineage: Eukaryota; Metazoa; Chordata; Chondrichthyes; Lamniformes; Lamnidae. Gene Ontology annotation, biological process: cell surface receptor signaling pathway; adenylate cyclase-activating G protein-coupled receptor signaling pathway. Gene Ontology annotation, cellular component: plasma membrane. The record is from RefSeq and is a predicted model, not a curated record. Bases 254 to 1249 code for a protein of 331 amino acids.
GGUGUAGUGGGUAGCUCUUCCAGGGAGAAUCUGCUUCCUGAAGCUGGAAUAAGACAGCAUUUUCAUCCGAGCAAAGGGGAGGGGAAAUUUAAACCAACAGCCACAUGAUCGGUAAAAGGGCUUUAAAACUGCGAAUGUGGAAUUGAAUCUUGCAGCUGAGUUUUUUUUUAAAGGGGGGAAAAAAAGACUUUGUUUGCAAAGUGCUCAGUGCAGCUUGAGUUGCUACUUUUUGAGUUGCUACUUUUUUGCAAAUAUGUUGCACGUGCCCCAGACAGAAGUUUACACGUACGAGAAAAUUAUUAUUUUUAUCUCCUGCUGCCUCUCUUUCCUGGGCUCCUCACUGAUCAUCGGGACCCACUUCUGGUGGCCGGAUUUGCGGACCAAAGCCCGCCAGUUGCUGGUGUACCUCUCGCUCGCUGACCUGCUCUCGGCUGUUUCCUAUUCCUAUGGGGUUAUGCGGGAUUUCCAGAGCUCCACCUGGGACUGUGUGUUGCAGGGGGCCCUAUCCACCUUCGCCAACACCAGCUCUUUCUUCUGGACUGUGAUGAUCGCCGUGUACCUGUACUUUAUCAUAGUCAGGUCGGAGCAGACGCUGGCCGAUAGUUUGGUCGUCUGGUUUCAUGCUGUUAGUUGGCUUGUGCCUCUUGUGAUCACCGUGGCUGCAGUUAGCCUGCAGAAGAUAGGUUAUGAUGCUUCCGAUGUGUCGGUGGGCUGGUGCUGGGUUAGCAUCCAGGCGGAAGAUCAUGUCUUGUGGAUGCUGUUAACGGGCAAAAUCUGGGAAUUCAUAGCCUACAUCACCCUGCCAACCCUUUACAUCCUCAUUAAGAAACACAUCUACAAAGCGCAUGAAGCAUUAUCAGAGUAUCGCCCUAUUCUCGCCUGCAAUUCCAGCCGCCUCUCUCGGUCUUCAAUGGCAGAUCGCAAGCUCACCAUUAUACCCAUCAUAUUCAUCUUCCUUCGAAUCUGGAGCACUGUGAGGUUCAUUCUGACACUUUGCAAUUCGCCUGCUGUGCAAAAUGGAAUGCUAGUAAUACUACACGGAAUAGGAAACACCUUUCAAGGAGCAGCUAAUUGCAUUAUAUUCGUCCUUUGCACACAAGUUGUUCGGACUCGACUGGUUUCCUGCCUGUGCAGCUGUUUCAGGUUCGAGGUUGACCCAAUGCCCCACAAGGCCAAUGUGAACAAUUAUGGGGAAGCAAUCUCUCGGCGAAAUGCAGAAAUACUUCCCUCCUAUGUAACUGAAGAGUAAGCGGAUUCCAGAAGGGGGGUAGUGGUGGCUAAUCGAAGCCGGCUGUAAGCGGUUUUAAGCAGUAUCGAGACACUAGGCACAGAAAUGUCGCACUUUGUUGUUGUAAGAUAGUGUUUGAUCUGUUGUGGUGCUGACGGCGAAGAAACCUGGUCUUUUGGAGGAGUCGCUUGAUGGGUGUUUGUGACGGACGGGUCUGGCCGCGCCUCGUCGGGAUGCCGAGGCUAGAAACUUUCCCACGUAACAUUGCACAACCGAAGAGGGGCAGCCUUCUGAGCUGCAUAUGCUUGUCUUGUAAACUACAGUGCCUGUUACAUUUUUUUUAAUACAAACUCAACACGAUUGAUCUAACAGCAACUGUUAAAACCUGCAAGAGUCUGCUGCAAUACUUGAACGUUGUUAGAUACCAGAACGUGAAUUAAAAAUGCUGCUUCUGACUUCUUGGUUUAAAAAAAAAAUUCUCUCUCUGCCUCCCCGACUGACAUUUUAAAAUCAUCUUUGGUGUGAAAAUCCUAUUAUUGAUAUGAGGGGGCUUGUGUGGCUUGACCGUAACCCCUCGGGACUGGGAAUCAGUUUGCAUUUAUAAUCUUCAAGUUCCGUUUUCCAUCUUCUCGAAGGCUGUGACUAAUUUUGGACACUAUUAGCAAUGACGUGAGGUAGAGGGUUCUCAAAGAGGGUUCUCUCCCACUUCCCCCCCGCACUUAUAUGUCACUAAUUCUAUCCCGGAGUCCUCAUUGGAGCCAGACUUGGUUCUAGUUCAAUACCUCAAACUGAUGAUAUCAAAAUACUCCAUUUUCAGAGAAAUUAAUAAGCAGAUCAGAACAUACAUUCUAUGUCUGUUGCAAUCUGCUGCUCCAGUUAGUAAUGUCUAAAGGCUGAAAUUCUCCUGUCCAUGUUGUCACCAAAGUCAAUGUAGGAACAAAAUGCUUUGCCCUUGUGCAGACCUCUGUUGAAAUUAUCAUCAGAAAGAAUUUUUUCUUUAUUCAGGAGAACAAACUGUUGAAGUAAAUCUGAUUGAUCUUAAACUUGAGUUACAGGCAGGUGGUGAGCUCUGAAUUUGUUUCUGGUGUAACAAGUACAUUGACUCAUGGUCAAGCUAUUGUGUACUCUUUCGCAGAUGAGGGAUCUUCAUCGAAACCAUUUUGAGCAGGUUUUUUUUUCCCCCUGCAGUUGCCAAUUUAAUCAUACACUGAAGGACCUAAUUCCAGUACGCUGAAUUGGGUAAUUGUUGGGAACAGCAUUCAGCCCUGACCUCCAUAAUGAAAAUACAGAUAUGAAACACAGAAGUCCUGGUUGGGGUGGGGCAGAAAGAAUUGAAAGAGGGAGAGAAAAGUUAAUGUAAAAACUACUUGUAAUAGCAGAACAACAAAAUAGACUCUCAGCCUUCUGACUUAAUUUGGCCACUAAGGGCUUAAUUUCCAGUGAUGGCCACUCCCAGGUGAUAGAUCAUAUUAAAUCUGCCUUUACUCCAUUUGCUUUGGAAUGUACAUGGAGUAAGCACUGGACCCAUUUCUUUUCCACUUUAACUUUUUUUUUGCUUAAAACAAAAAAAGCCUAAAACUCUAAGCUAAAAUCGUGAAUCGAACAUUUGCUAAGAUUAUGGAUCCUUCUCCACUUCACUUAUUCUCAUGUUCUUUAUAUUGGGGGGGGGGGGGGAAAACAUUUUCACACUUUUUAAGAUUAAAACUCAGCAAGACAUUUUUUGUUACUUUUUAAAAACUAACUACAGCUGGAUACUGAUGUGUAAAUGUUCUGAUACCUUUUGAUAGCUACCUUCUCUUUUGCCACCAGUGAUUACACUUCCAAUGUAACUCAUUAGGUGUGAAGUAUGCAGAAUACCUGGAAGUGCAUGAAAGACACCUGUUUACAAAUUCUUGCUUCAUAAGGCUGAAGGAAGUGAUAUCUUUCUCUUCCCCUGAUCAUGUUUAAAGACAUCUUUCAGUGACAAAAAUACCCAAUAGUUCACACUUGCUUGUACACAUCAGGUACCAUUUGAUUGUCAAGCAAAGCGUUGAUGUAAAAACCUGAGCACUCAUUAUCACAACUCACCUUUACGAUUCUGUUACUCUUUUUUAAAAUUAAAAUUAGUCAAAGUUUUCUAAAUAUCUCAACCAGUUUCCUUGCUGGUGUUUAUUCUGGAUAUGGUCAGAUUAGAAUAUGUAAACAUAGCCCCAAUGUUUUCUCGGUAAGUUUGAACGUAGGUUUUUGAAAAAAUGUUUGUUACAGAUAAAAGAAUGUAUUGUGAUCUAUGACAACUAAUAAAGUACUUUUGCUAAUGGGAAA